This is a messenger RNA of Neopelma chrysocephalum (saffron-crested tyrant-manakin), 420 nucleotides long. RefSeq names its product ankyrin repeat and SOCS box protein 13-like. The annotation marks the transcript as partial. The transcript has 2 exons. Gene Ontology annotation, biological process: protein ubiquitination; positive regulation of protein catabolic process. The record is from RefSeq and is a predicted model, not a curated record. Gene Ontology annotation, molecular function: protein binding. Lineage: Eukaryota; Metazoa; Chordata; Aves; Passeriformes; Pipridae.
CACAUCUCCCUUCCCUCUCCAGGCUUCUGGGCCGACAGGACCCCGGUGCACGAGGCCGCCCGGCGCGGGGAGAUCCUGCAGCUGCAGCAGCUCAUCGAGAGCGGGGCCUGCGUCAACGCCGUCACCUACGACUCCAUCACGCCCCUGCACGAGGCCAGCCUGAGGGGACAGACCCAGUGCGUCAAACUGCUGCUGGAUGCGGGGGCACAGCACAUCUCCCUUCCCUCUCCAGGCUUCUGGGCCGACAGGACCCCGGUGCACGAGGCCGCCCGGCGCGGGGAGAUCCUGCAGCUGCAGCAGCUCAUCGAGAGCGGGGCCUGCGUCAACGCCGUCACCUACGACUCCAUCACGCCCCUGCACGAGGCCAGCCUGAGGGGACAGACCCAGUGCGUCAAACUGCUGCUGGAUGCGGGGGCACAG